AUGAAUGGUGGAGGGAAUCUAGUAAGGGAUGUGCGAUAUAGAAAAACACCGCGGACACCUAGGUCUGCGCAUGCGCGGUACUAUUACACUAGGUCUAUUAUAGGCUCUCCAUUAAGUAGAAGAAGGGAUAUAGCAAGGAUAAGAUGUCAGUCAGCUCCGAAACUAAUGGAUAACCACAGCAGAUCCGCGUCGCCGCGGGAGCCAUCACGGCCGCAACAUCGGCCCCCGUCUCCCCCCACCCCUGAAGGCUUCGACAACAGGGCCUACCAGCACGACGAAGACCCGAACCAUAACGACUCCUUCGCGUCAACCCUCCCACAGAACGGCCACAAAGCGAAUGGGGAUACGAAAACUCUGGAAGCCGUCAAUUUGGAACUAAUAAACUUGACACCAAAGAAUGGCGCGAAGAAAAAAGAUGUGGAAGUGGACAUGAAUACAACCAACCCGUAUGAUGAAUACUUCGUUCCAGUUAACGAGCACAGGAAAUAUAUGAGAGGAGAGAAGUUAUAUGUGACAGCUGACAAGAGGGGCGAGAAAGCUGGCUGCAAGCGGCCUCUUUGCUGGACUCUCCUAGGGCUAGUUGUUGCAGCAGUUGUAGCCCUUAUUGUGUUAGCAGCAACUGGCAUUCUUUUUUCCAAUUCCCCAACGCCGCUGGAGCAGUACAACGCAUCUGUAAGUUCAGCGCGAGCUUUUGGAGGCAUCAGUGGCUCUGACCACGACCACGCGACACACGACCAUGACCAUGAUCACGAUCACCAUCAUCACGAAGAGACUACAAUGGCGACCGAAUCAGAUGAUCCUCGUGUUAUAUCUUCAGAUGAGUCGGAUAUCAAUAUGUAUGUACCGCGAACCGUGGAAGGUGAAUUAAGAAUAGAUAAUGAAGAGUUUGUACCCGCUCUACAGGAUCCAGACAGUGAAGAAUAUCGAGAAUUCGUUUCAAUUUUCAAUAAUGCACUCAAACAAGCAAUAUUUGACAAAACAGAUAUGCAAUCUAGUGACGAUAUAUCGCUUGAAGUUAUUCAGAUAAGAAAUGGAUCUGUCAUCGUAACCUAUCGAAUUCAUUGGGUCCCAAAACAUAAUUCCGAAAAUACAGAAGACCUUUUGACUGCAAAUAGUUUAAGAACGAAUUUAAACAGUUAUCUAGCCAGGAGUAAUAGAAUGAUAAGCGUAUAUCAUGUAGCUGAGGAAUCUGUUAAUGCAAGACCUGUGUUAGACAUGUGCAAAGUAAACAACAAUGACUGCGAUCACGGCUGUGAAUUUGACGAAACAAGUCUUGAUUUUACUUGCACAUGUCCGCCCGGACAAAUCAUUGAUAUGUACUCUCCUAAAAAAUGCAUUAAUAUUUUAGACAGUACCCAAGGUAGAUCAGAAAGUCCUCAGGAAUCUAAUACUUCUAAUUUCCAUUCCCACACCAUGUCGUCUAUGCAGGUUCCAGAAACCCAAAAACCAACAACAGAAUCGGUCCAAAUAAUAGACAAUAGAUUCGAUUGGAAAGAUACAAAUUCUCAGCCAACAACAACUACUACUGAAUCUGAACCAGAUCUUAACUUCUCACAUAUAUUUGGUCAACAUAGUGAACACCACGACGCGGAAACACCAAAGCCUGAACCAGAGCCAACAGCCGAACCUUCUGCAGAACCUGAACCAACAGCUGAACCUAAUUUAAGUGCAGAAUCGGCAGUUGAAUCUCACCGUCAGCCAGAGCCAAAUCCAGAACCAGAACCAGAACCAACCUCAGAACCUGAACCCAGUGCUGAACCAAAACCAGAGCCUGAACCAACUUUAGAAUCGGAACCAAGUGCCGAACCAAAACAAGAGCCUGAACCAACUUUAGAAUCGGAACCCAGUGCCGAACCAAAACCAGAGCCUGAACCAACUUUAGAAACGGAACCCAGUUCCGAACCAAAACCAGAGCAAGAUCUAACUUCAGAAUUUGAACCUGUUGCAGAGCCAAAAUCAGAGUCAGAACCAACUGCUGAACCUACCGCAGAACCCCAACCAGAACCCGAGCCAACCGCAGAACCUCAGGCCACAAUCGUCGCUGAAGCUCAACCGGAGCCAACUACUGAAACAAACAAUAGUAAAGAACUUGAAUCAAAUGCAGGGAUUGAUAUUUACUCUCCUCAAAACCAACCAACAACUGAAAAUAAUUCUUCACAAGAACCAACAGCUGAACCAAACUCGGAUCCUAGAGAAGGAGUGAACAAUAAACCAGACCGCAUUCAUGAAUUCUUCCCUAAUUCCGGCUUAAAGGAAGAAUCUGAUAUCACUACAGAGUCAAACCUUUUUCAAGUUUCUGAAACAGAAUCAGAGUCAAGAACAAAUAUAAAAGGCACGGAAAUUGAAAGUGAAUUAUCUUUCGCAGAUGAAAACCACACCGCUUAUUCAACUGAAGUACAUCAGAUGGUAACCGAUCCUACAUUCAUGAAUGACGGUGACACUCAUAUUGCAACAGAUAAAGAUAUAAGUGAGGAGUCCAACAAUCAGUUCUCCGAAACUACCGAACAUCAUUCAGGUUUAAACAGUGAAGAAGACCAAAAAAUCGACGAAAAUAUUGACAAGUCACUAUUAGUUAAGGCAAGCUCGUCGUCUGAGGAAUCAAAGCAAAGUGAAAGUAACGAUAGCUCUAUGUCAGGUGAAACAACUACAAGAAUUUCAAUAUCUGAUCUUAAUAUUAGAAAUGAACCAUCAUAUGAACCAAAACCUGAGGUAAUAGCAAUAUUAAACAAUAUGCCAGACCAAAGCAUAUUCAGUUCAAACGUUGAGACAACUACGACAAGCGAUUGGUUAAAUAAUGAUAAUGUUGAUUCAUCUCAUUUUUAUGCUAAAAAACCUAUAGAAAACUCACAAGAAGUACUUAGUAACGACAAAAUAAAUACAGAAGAAAGGUCAUCAAAAUCUUUAGGAGAAAUUGAACAAGAUAGCACUACGCAAUCAAACAAUUUAGAAAAUGAUGAAAUAACGUUCGAUCUCAUAAAUAAAAAGAAUGAAACUGAAACCGAUGAUGGUAUAAUAGCAGCCACUUUACAACCUAUGACCACUGAAGAACCAACACUAUUAAUUGAAAAGGAAAAUACUAAAAUAGAACAUAUGAAUGAUGAUAAAAGUGUGAUAUCUUUAGAAACAAUUAAUCAACAAUCAAAGACUACGGUUGGGCAAGAAAAGAUAUUCUCGACCACUGAAGACUACAAAGUUAUAGAUGACAUUAUGAAGGUAACAGAAUCAGGAAUAUCUCAAGUAGCAACGACUACAGAAGUAAUGCAAGAAGAUAUAAAACACGAAAACGAUGAAAUAACUUUUGACACUCUAAAUGCACUUUAUAAUCGAUCAUCUAAGUCAAUCGAAGACCAAUCUAUUGAUCAUGAAAAAACCACAAAAAUAGAUAAAAACUUCAAUGAAGUUACAGAAGGAACUACAGAGUCAGAUUGGCUAUCAGAAACAGUAACUGAAGUUAAUUACGAAGAUGUCAUGAAAACUUAUAAAAAUAAGGAAACUACAGAUUUACCUGUAACUACAGUCGAUGAUACUGUUAGUAAAGAAUUGCAUAAAGAUGAUUUUGAACCAGAUUACUUAACUAAUAUGGGUAGCAACAAUAGUAAAAUGUCUGACCAAGACAUGCCUUUAUACGGUAUUGUUCACGAUUAUGACACUGAAGAUUCUAGAGUUAAGAGAGUAAAUUCAAACAAAAAAACUGAUUCUAUAAAUUCGGAAUUAACAACUCCUACAUCUGAAAUAGUGCAAGCAGAAACCACAACUAUUCAUGAAUAUAUUUAUAAAACCGCAGAAAAAGCAUUAAAUGAUAUGUCAAACGAAUUUGUCACUACUGCGUCACCAUUAAACCAACCUUCAAUGAUUGCUAAUGGCAAUCCCGCACCUGUGUGGGAGAACUAUGAAAAUGAAACUCAAAAGGGAAUAAUUAUUAAAGAAAUAGCAAAUGAAACAGUUAUAAAUUACACGAGCAACCCAACAUUAAUGCCCGAAUUAAGCGAAAAUUCUUCACCUGUUAACAACAUUGGUGUAACAAUCUAUGAAGUACCUAGUCAUAACGAUAACCUAACAACAAAUCCACCAAAAGCAAUUCACUCUUCUGCUAACGAAUAUGAAGACCAUGAAACUGAAAUGAAUCCAUUCCUCCCAGAAGUAGAAAAUAAUAAAAUUCUUGUAAAAAAGCUACAAGAAGGUCAUGAUCUUGAACCAACUGGAUUGAACGAAACCCAAAAUGAAACACCUGAUGAGCAGCACAAUUUAGCAACUUCUGACGGGAAAACAAAUGCUUUUCAAGAUCCUUUAGAUGAUGCUACCGCAGAAACAAUGCAUCCAGACAUAAUGACACCACAGUCAACAGAAAAGGAUAGCUUAUUUAACGAAUUACUAAAUCAUCACCAAGACGCAACGACUUCAAGAUUAAAUGCGGCUACACUGAAGGAUAUUGAUCUGGAUACUACGACUAAAAGAGAGGGUAAUGAAGUUUUACCAAUUUCGACAUUUCUUUUAGAUACAGACGAUUUAGAUGACACUAAGACAACGCAAUCGGAUAUUUUAGGUAACAACUCACCAACUGAAUACUUAAAUGUAGUUCCUAUAUUUGAAAAGGAAUCUUUAAAGAAAAAUUACAACAGUGAAAAUAUUGAAGAGUUAAAUUCAAUUAGUGAUUCACCAAAAAAAAGUGAUAGAAGGACAAUAGAUACAACUAACGAUGACUCUGUAAUAAAUAAUGAAGCGUAG
This is a messenger RNA of Pieris macdunnoughi, 4725 nucleotides long. NCBI's taxonomy places the organism in Eukaryota, Metazoa, Arthropoda, Insecta, Lepidoptera, Pieridae. The record is from the annotation of a GenBank genome assembly.